Castor canadensis (American beaver) is the source of this 3152-nucleotide messenger RNA. The record is from RefSeq and is a predicted model, not a curated record. Lineage: Eukaryota; Metazoa; Chordata; Mammalia; Rodentia; Castoridae.
CCGCCGUCGCCCAGAGAUCGGUCCCUCCGGCCCAGCAGCCGCCUUCCCUGCACGACGGACUUUCCCUGGACCCUAGUCAGUUGGAGCUUCUAGCGCCCUGCAACCCCGGCCGCUCAGGCCCCAGCUCGACCUCUUUCGCUCAGACGCUCAGGUCGCCUCCAGUCCAGCACUAUGCCAGGCACUAUGGAGACACUGCGGUUUCAGUUACUGCCCCAUGAGCCAGAUGAUACCUUCUGGGGUGCACCAUGUGAACAGCCCCUGGAGCGCAGGUACCAAGCACUGCCGGCCCUCGUCUGCAUCAUGUGCUGUUUGUUUGGAAUCGUCUACUGCUUCUUCGGUUACCGCUGCUUCAAGGCAGUGCUCUUCCUCACUGGGUUGCUGUUUGGCUCAGUGGUCAUCUUCCUGCUGUGCUACCGAGAGCGGGUGCUGGAGACGCAGCUGAGUGCUGGGGCAAGCGCCGGCAUCGCGCUGGGCAUUGGGCUGCUCUGCGGGCUGGUGGCCAUGCUGGUGCGCAGUGUGGGCCUCUUCCUGGUGGGGCUGCUGCUUGGUCUGCUGCUCGCUGCUGCCGCCCUGCUGGGCUCCGCACCCUACUACCAGCCUGGCUCCGUAUGGGGCCCACUGGGGCUGCUGCUGGGGGGCGGCCUGCUCUGUGCCCUGCUCACGCUGCGUUGGCCCCGUCUACUCACAACCCUGGCCACCGCUGUGACUGGCGCUGCGCUCAUCGCCACUGCUGCGGACUACUUUGUGGAGCUGCUACUAUUGGGGCGCUAUGUGGUGGAGCGACUGCGGGCUGCCCCUGUACCCCCACUCUGCUGGAGGAGCUGGGCCCUGCUGGCACUCUGGCCCCUGCUCAGCCUGCUGGGCGUUCUGGUGCAGUGGAGGGUGACAGCUGAGAGGGACUCCCAUACAGAAGGUGAGAUGGCACAGGCCGGGGUGGCCAUGGGAAGAGGGGAUGGUCAGGGAGGGGUGGAGGACUGAGGGAGUGGGGAGAAGGGACAGACAUUGUACACACCAAAAGUAGAAGGUCAAUAGGGUGAGAGAGCUGACUUGCUCAUGGUCUGAGAGGAUAGGGCAAAGUGCUUCCGUUCAUUGCACGACAAUGGGUGGAGAACUGGCUCUGGGCAGAUAUAAAACAGAAAAGGAGGGACUCAGGACCUAGUGAGUGACAAUGCACCUGCCCUACAAGCCCAGGGCCUUAGGUUUGAUCUCCAGCACCACAAAAACAAAUAAAAACCAAGCCCAACUCACCAGGAAAGCCCCCCACCCUUUGUGUGUAUAUCUAGGCUAGGUGAGAGACAGAUGACAAGACAUGCAAACAGGAUAAUUCCAGUUACGAAGAGAUAUAGGAAGAUACACAGGGCAACAUGAGUGACUUUAUAUUAGGCUAUGUAGUUAGGGUGGUCAAGGAAGGCUGCUUGGCAGAGCUGACAUGUGAGCAGAGACCUAAAGGAUGAGGGCCAGCAUGAAAAGAGCUGGAGAAGAGGGGGCAGUAAGGGCAAGGGUCUUGAGAAGGAAUGAAUCUGGCUCAUUUGAGGCAGGAACUGGAGUGUGGCUCAGAUGUCAGGCUGACAGUGAGGGCACUGGGCCAUGAAGAGGAAUCUGAAUUUUAUUAGAAGGGAAGUGAGAGGCCAUUGGGAGGCUUAACGCAGGAGAGGAUAUAGUGUAGCUUAGUGUUUGGGAUGCUCAUUUUGCUGCUGAGUGCAGAAAGCCUUGGAAGGAGGCAAGCGGAGAGGGGAAGCAGUGAGGAAGCAACUGAGGCUGUCCAAUUGAAUCAUAAUGGUGACUGGCCUGAGAGUUACUGUCACCUAUGGCUCAGGACUAGAAGAGGGACAGCAGCUAGGGAGGGGGUACCUGGAAAUCUAAGAAUCUUACAAAAAGACCUUUGCAAGAAAGAACUGCAGGAAGUCUCAUCUGGGAAAUGGGGGACCAGGAAAGGAAGUGAUUGGGUGGGGGUGGAUGUAACCAAGAAAGGGAACCUGGAAGCCCAAAUCCCACAAUAGGAAGAGGAGGAGGGACUAGGGAGAGAAGAGGCAUGUGUGUCUCUUGAGUCCUUCCUCUGCCUAUCCCUCCACAGUGGUCAUUAGCCGGCAGCGAAGGCGUGUUCAGCUGAUGCGGAUCCGGCAGCAGGAGGAGCGCAAGGAGAAGCGGAGGAAGAAGAGACCUCCUCGUGCUCCCCCCAGAGGUCCUCGGGUUCCUCCGAGGCCUGGACCUCCAGACCCUGCUUAUCGACGUAGACCAGUGCCCAUCAAACGCUUCAAUGGAGAUGUCCUCUCUCCGAGCUAUAUCCAGAGCUUCCGGGACCGACAAACUGGGAGCUCCCUGAGCUCCUUCAUGAACUCACCCACAGAUGCGGACUUUGAGUAUGGGUCCCGGGGACCACUGACAGCUUGCACAGGCCCUCCUGUGAGGGUAUAGCUGUGUCCUCACCUGUCUAGACUCUGCAGUCACCAGCUCUGCCAGCUUGGGGAAGCCUGCCAGGCCACAACCCAGGCUGUCUGGUCCUGUGGCCUUUGGCUGUCCCCCUCCCCUCUCUGGAGAGGACUGGCCUGGCCACUAGAAGGGGGGAUCUGACUCAGGCUAGGCCUGGCCUGAGGGGAGAGCCUCCUCCCAAGUUCCCGAGAGGCCCCUGAGGGACUCAGGGUGUGAGCCCCAUUGGGGUGUGCUCAGGGUUGUGAGUGUGUUGCCCAUGUAUGCGUGUGUGUGAAGGGGUAGGCUUGGAGGGGACACUGGGACACUUACCUUAGAUUUUUGAUUGGCAGGGCUUCUCCAGGGUUGGCCCCACCUCCUAUCCCACUCCUACGGGCCACUCUCCUGCAUGUCUACAUGGAGGAGGCCUGCCUGCCUCCCCCAUUGCUCUGCCUUCCAACCACUCAUCUAAGGGUUCUUGUCCUUGUUCACGGGGCAAACUGCAGCACUCCUCACCCUCACCUCACCCCUGGCCUCUUCAAAGCCGCUAGCCUAAAGGCAGUGGCAGGGGAUUAAGGUGGGGGGUGUUGCUCUGGGCUGGGUUGGGGAAGAGGGUGGAGGGAGAGGGGCUCAAAUGCACGGUGCAUGUUUGGUGUCCAUCAUGCCACUCUGGACACCUCAUGCUUCUGUCCCCCCACACCCUGUUUUACAUCUUUUAUAAAUGUGCCAAACUGUGUGGGAUUUGC